Molecule: messenger RNA, 925 nt
Organism: Lontra canadensis (Northern American river otter)
Lineage: Eukaryota; Metazoa; Chordata; Mammalia; Carnivora; Mustelidae
Gene: NME4
Product: NME/NM23 nucleoside diphosphate kinase 4
Exons: 5
Coding region: 52-615 (187 amino acids)
Biological process (GO): UTP biosynthetic process; CTP biosynthetic process; GTP biosynthetic process
Molecular function (GO): nucleoside diphosphate kinase activity
Source: RefSeq, a predicted model, not a curated record
AGUCGCCCGCGCUCUUUCUGCGCUCAGCCAGCGGCCCGCGGGCCGGGGGUCAUGGGCGGCCUCUUGGGGCGCGCCGCGCUGCCGGGGCUGCUGAGCGGUCCGCGGGUCCCGGGCCCGAGACUGCUCGUACGCCCCAGCUCGGGAGGGUCCUCCUGGACACGGGAGCGGACCCUGGUUGCUGUGAAGCCAGAUGGGGUGCAGCGGCGGCUUGUUGGGGACGUGAUCCAGCGCUUUGAGAGGAGGGGCUUCAAGCUGGUGGGGAUGAAGAUGCUGCAGGCGCCAGAGAGAGUCCUUGCUGAGCACUACCAUGACCUGCAGAGGAAGCCUUUCUACCCAGCCCUCAUCAGCUACAUGACCUCCGGCCCCGUGGUGGCCAUGGUCUGGGAAGGUCCCAACGUGGUCGGCUCCUCAAGAGCCAUGAUAGGACACACCGACUCCGCUGAGGCUGCCCCUGGCACCAUCAGGGGGGACUUCAGCAUCCACAUCAGCAGGAACAUCAUCCAUGCCAGCGACUCCGUGGAAGGGGCCCAGAGGGAGAUCCAGCUGUGGUUUCAGAGCAGUGAGCUGGUGGACUGGGCAGACGAAGUCCACCAGAGCGGCAUCUACCCACCGUGAGCACUCAGGCUGCCGUCGGCCACCCCAGCAGCCGCCCAGGAUCAGCUACCUCUGUCGUCCCAGACUUGAGUGCACACCGUGGUUUGCCGGUUGGCCCCAGAACACCUUCCAGUCUACCUUCUGCCCCACCCCAGCUCAGAGGGGUUGAGCAACCAACUUUACGUGCCUUUUAGUAUCCUAAGCCAGUAAGAGAUCCACUUUCUGGACCUAAGUGUCAGACAACCUUCAGGGCAUCUUCAAAAGUGUGUUGUGGAACCUCCCUUCCCCAAAAGGUGGGUGGGACAUUAAAAUUCACUGUGUUGUGUUUGUG